Messenger RNA from Penaeus vannamei (Pacific white shrimp), 1286 nucleotides. Lineage: Eukaryota; Metazoa; Arthropoda; Malacostraca; Decapoda; Penaeidae. The record is from RefSeq and is a predicted model, not a curated record.
AAGAUACUGCCUAAAGGAAAACAGCACUCCGGCACUGCUGACUCACGAGAGGCAGUGAGUGCCAAGCAACAGGGCACCACGAACACACACGCACCAGCGCCGAUUCAGUCAACACCUCCCUCAGAGAAGUCCAGCGAGAUGAGCAGCGCCGGCGAUGCAGCGAGAGCCGAGGCCCAGCGGGCGGAUGGGCGCGACGGCGGGAACAAAGGCACUGCCAGCACGACGGAGAACCGGGGCAAGAGGGCGGAGGAAUAUGCGCAGAACGCGAUUUGUGGGCGUCCCACCGCACACACGGUCGUGGACGGACUCAGCGAGCGUUACCCAAUGAGCCGUCGGCCCCGGGGCGCUGCGCUCAUCUUCGCGCACUCCGAGUUCGAGGAUAAAGCUCUCAAACCGCGACCCAGUGCCGCCCACGACGCCGAAAUCGCGAGAGCCGCCUUCGAGGCCCUCGACUUCCAACCUGAAGUGUUCUUCGACCUCACGAAGGACGAGCUCGUGAGGAAACUCCGCGAAGUUUCUCAGCGCGACCACAGCGGCUGCGACGCCCUUGCCGUAGUGUUCAUGAGCCACGGCGAAGUCAAAGCCAGAAACAACAUGGAGUUAGUUUGCGCCAAAGACGAUAGGCUUCCCACCAAGGAACUGUGGAUAAACUUCACGGCUGAGCGGUGCCCGGGACUCGCCGGCAAACCUAAGCUGUACUUCAUUCAGGCUUGCAGAGGCCCCGAGGUGGACAAAGGCGUGAGAAUGACUCGGCCCGCGUUUGGCAUACCGGUUCAGACGGACAGCAUACAGGAGGACUAUGUUAUUCCCCUCCAUGCUGAUCAGCUUGUUAUGUGGGCUUCCUACCCGGGCUUUCCGGCCUUCACGAGUGAACGUAAAGGGAUCCAAGGAAGUGUCUUCAUCCACUUCUUGGCCGAGAACCUCAAGAACUGUGCCAGUACAUCUCCACGACUGUCUUCCAUUCUUCUCAAAGUCACCAGGGAAGUAGCAGUCCUCUACGAGAGCGAAAUUGAUUCUCAAAACCCAUAUCACAAAAACAAACAAGUUCCUUACAUCCACUCGACACUCCUCCGUGAAAUUUACUUCUAAGAGGAUGCUUUCCGAGUUCAUCCUUGGGUUGGAUGCGGAGACCUUCUGCAUAUACCCUGUUGCUUUGCGUUUUGCCUCUUUAUUGCAGUGAUAUUAAUGGCUGGAUAAUCUUUGCAUCCAGUCAUUUUAUUAUUGUUGUCAUUAAGCUUCUUUUCAGUACUAUUAUCAUCUACUAAAUAAAUGAGACUUGAAAUGUA